This is a messenger RNA of Scophthalmus maximus (turbot), 4662 nucleotides long. RefSeq names its product immunoglobulin superfamily, member 8 (gene igsf8). The record is from RefSeq and is a predicted model, not a curated record. The transcript has 8 exons. Lineage: Eukaryota; Metazoa; Chordata; Actinopteri; Pleuronectiformes; Scophthalmidae. Bases 277 to 2187 code for a protein of 636 amino acids.
UCCUCCUCCACACACAACACACACUAAUAAUCACCCCCCUGUGAUGCCAACCCCUCCAUGGCCGGGAACCACGACGAGGAGGUCUAAAAUCUAAAAACCAUAUCUGGAGUAUUAUGGAUCCGACGACGUGUUGACGACGACUCAGCAGCGCACGACACACAGACGCUCCGCUGAUUCACGCGGCGGUGUUUGAACUAUGAUCGGCGACAAACGAGCGCAGGAACACGGAGAGAGGAACCGGACUCGACACAAUCCCGCUGCGCGUCGCGCCGGAAGAUGAGCACCACGAUGGCUUCGAUGAAAACACCACUGUUGCUGUUCCUGCACUGGGUGCUCCAGUGUGCUGUGUGUCGCGACGUUACUCUUCCCGCUGGACCCCUCUACCGCGUGGCCGGGUUCCCCCUCUCCCUGCCCUGUGUGGUGUCAGGACACGAAGGCCCGCGUACACAGGACUUUGAGUGGUUCCUGUACAGGGACAAUGCCGGCGGGCUGCAGAUGGGAGUGGUGUCCACCAGGGACAAGGGUUUCCCCUACGCACCCUUCCAGCCUCGCGUGAGGAAUGGCGAGGUGAGGGUGGAGAGGGACUCCGGGGACGCGGUCCGGUUGGUGGUCCAGAGACUCCGGGCUGAAGAUCAGGGGAAAUACGAGUGUUACACACCGAGCACGGACAGCGCCUACCAGGGGAACUACAGUGGCUCAGUCACUGUCAAAGUGAUCCCUGACACACUCCAGAUCAGCUACACCCGCUCACUCACUGGCCUGCCGGUGCCGGAGGGCGCCGAGUUAACUCUGACGUGCUCGGCGGGCAUCAGUUCGGACCAGCUCACCCAUCUGUCCAUCACGUUCGGGAAGCGUGGCGCCGCGGAGGCUUCGGGGAGCGGAGCCGGAGAGGAGGUCAGCACCGUCAGGGAGAUUAUCUCCAUCGACAACCUGCUGGGGAUCGUCCCCGGACGUUCGUACAAGAAGCGCUACGACGAUGGCGAGAUCACGCUGGAGAAGAGGAACGGCGAGGGCGGGCAGGGGGUGUACGUGAUGAGGAUGAAAGCGGUGCGGCCAGAGGACACCGGCGCGUACUUCUGCGAGGCCUCGCAGUGGAUACGGGACCCUGACCGAUCGUGGCAGAAGAUUGCGCAGAGGACGCUGGAUAUUGGCAACUUGACGGUUCAGCAACUAGCGGAGUCCCUGAGUGUCACUUCCUCACCCAGAGGGGAGGUGACCCUGCAGAUUGGUUCCCCCCUCAUCCUGACCUGCGAGGUGUUAGGGCUGCCGCCCGAAGUAGACUCAGGCCUGCUGGUCCAGUGGAUGAAGAGGGGAUCCGUGAGCAGCGAUGACGUUGGUGCCGGGGGAGUUGAGGUGGAGGUGGCUAGGAUGAGCACUGACGGUGUUGUGAGCUGGGGGGACGACCUCAGCAGAGCCAGCGGCGGCUCCAUGGAGAAAGUGGCGGAGGGGAGGUUCUCUCUGAAGCUUUUCUCGGCCCGACCCGCUGACACAGGGGUGUAUCGGUGUGUGGUAAGCGUCUACGCCGGAAGGGCAAACCCGGGCCCGUCCACGCCGGUGACACUCACCCAGAGGUCAGAGGGAGUCACCGUCAACCUGAAGACCAAAGAUGUGCUGGUUUCAGCGGUGGCUCAGCUUCCUCGCGGCCCCCUGUUAAAAAGAGGAAGCACCAUCACCCUCAUCUGCAACGCCACUGUGACAACCACCGGUCCCGCCCAGGUUCAGGUCCGGUGGCUGCGGUGGCCGAUCCCUGCACCAGUUCUCAACAAGCGACAGGGUUCUGACGUCGCUUCACCCGAUCCCCCCGUCAUAGAGAAACCCACGCAGAUCGCUGCGCUCAUGUACGACGGUGUUGCCAAUAUCUACGUCAACGGCAGCGAGGUUAGCGUCGACCGGCUGUCGGCCGUCAGCUACAGACUGAGGGUCCACACGGCUGCGAUGGAGGAUCAGGGCAUGUACGCGUGUCAUGCCGAGGCGUGGGGUCAGGACCCGCAUGGUGGCUGGUACAACACAGGAGUCAAGGCGGAGUCGAAUGCGGUGACCGUUUAUCUGUACGCGAGAGCUGCCGACCUCCUCCUCAUUCCCCUGGUAAUUGGUGUCUCCUCCUCCUUGUUCGUGGGCAUCGUCAUCAUCGCAACGGUGACCUGCUGCUUCAUGAAGCGCCUGGCGAGGCAGCGCGCUCAAAAGUAGGCGUCCUCCGACGCCGGCCGUCUCAAAAUCUGAUUGGUCACGAGGAGGCAGAGAGAACACGUACGAUGAAAUGGCCAAGAAAUGACUUGAAGUGAACAGCUCAUGUUCUGUGUUCUGACACACCUGUUAAACAAUCAAUGCCAAAUGAUUCUGUUUUGUAUUCUGCUUAAUUUUGUAUCCAAACCUGAAAAAUACUAUAUUUUAGUGAUUGCUGCAAUGCAGUGGGUGUAAUAUCCUGGAUUUUUGGAGCCACAACCCUCCACUCCUCAAGUGAGCAGAAUUCCAUUUCCAUGUUACUCUCACCCACCUCUUUAGUCAUCCCUCUGUCCCAGCUAAUCUUUCUGUUUUAAUUGGAAAUAGGUCAAAAAUACGGAGGCAAGAUUUGCAAUGUUAAGGUGUAAAGUACAGAAGGGGCCGCCGGUUUUCUUAGAUAUGAGGAAUCUCACAGAAACAGGACUGCUCUCCGAAGUCGUGGUGUUUUAUUGUUACACUACGAUGCCACGAAUGCUUCUCAGCGCGUUGGAUAACGGUACGAAUUUCAUAAAAAACAAGUCCCAUUCUGUUGACACUGUUUCAGCUGCUCCUUCCUGAAACUGCAUGUUUUCCUUUUAACACAAACCCCCCCUGACUGUGUCUAAGUGUACGUGCACAGUUAAGCCUCUAGCACUGCCACUGACAGUCACAUGAAGGCUGUUGGGAGCAGUUCAGCCUCCAUAAACUCAACAUGAGCACGGGACCUUUCCAGUUGCUCGCAGCCCAGCUCUGCAUGUAAACAAAGUCCCUUGUCUGUUACUUACUAAGGAAGGAGCCGGCUGGGGACUUUCUGCUGCCAAGACGAAUGACUACCAAUUCUAAACUCAAGCACUCCUCGGCCGUGAAGCUUCACGCUGUACAGUUUUCUAUAUGGACUCGCACGGAUUUGACAGAGAGAAAUGGAAGGGAUGUCCUUUAUGCACUGACUGAAAUGUGUAAAUACUCUGUGGAGUUUAGCUGUUUUAUUUUUGUUAAUGUAAAGUGAGAGUGAGCUGUUGCGCCGCUCUUGUCUUUGACAAGGCACCGGUGUUUGACAGUCUGCAGCAGUCCGUUCUGCUCUGUGGAAGCACUUCUUUUACUUGACUCUCUUCCUGCAGAAAAGUCUUUUCCUUGCUGUACUUGACCGAGUGCUUUUGAGUCUUUUCUUCUUUUUCUUUUUUUGAGUGUUCUCUUGCAAAUUAAUCCCCUCCUCCACCGAGAUAGAAAACCAGUACUGUGAAAAAGAGUUCCCUGUUUGUCACACAGUAAAACUGUUGUAUUUUGUGUUUAGGAGACUUGUUCCUGCAGUCAUAUGACCAGAUAGUUCGGUGAAGUCUCGCUAUAGUCGUCGUCGUCGUCGUCACGGCUAUCAUGGGGUCCAGGCCACACAUCUUCUACUGCCAAGGCCUAUUAUGACUGCAGUCCCUGUUUCGAGCCCGCAAAAAUCUGUUGGACAGAUUUACUGUGUCUGUGCACUUAAAAUGAGUGAAAUCCAUCCUCCUCCUUCCUGUUGAAAGUAACACUUAGGGAAAGCUUGGCCAUGCAAGCGUGGCCACAUUGUUUGAUUUAAGGCUAGAUACAUGUUGUGGAGAAGGAGAAGGAAAGUCAAAUUUGUUGUUAUCCAGCUCUCUGCUCUCUCAUUGAAAUCAUUUCCCUUUUUUUGGGGGGGGGGGGGACUUUUCUAAAUUUGCUUGCACUGAGCUAUACUUUACGGUCUUUAGUGUCUCUUAACUGACUAUCUGUCCCUGUCUCCUCCCUGUAAAUCUGCCCUGUGCUCCCGAACCUGUGCUCCCUAAACCCCGAUUAUAAAUGUUCACGAUCAUUCAGGAAUAAAAUCACAUCUCUGCCACUUUGUUCCAGAUCAACUACUCAAAGCUGAUUUGUCCCUCAGCAUUCCCUCCCACUGCACGUUUACACACUUGCACACACACGCUCACUCACGCUCACAGAUGCACGUGCACCCCGGCAGGGGCAGGACAGUGCUGGCUGGCAAUUCAGAUGGAAGUGAGUAUCUGUGUGUUGUUCUAUAAUCCCCGCUGCACUGUGUCCUGCUGCGCGCCCCCCCCCCCCCCCCCCCCCCCCUCUCUCUGUGUGUGUGUGUUUCAGAGUCAGUGUGGCUCGGUUCCCUGAGAAUUAGAGCCAGCUGUAAGAAGUGCAAUACAUUGCAUGCAAAGUAUGAAAACUGUCAAAGUUGUGCAUUUAAAAAAAACAACAAACGUUUUUAAACCCUUUCCUCCAUGUUGUUGUGUUUCGUUUGGAUUGUUUACUCAUUCUUUAAUACCACUACUCCUGAAUGCAUCUCGCUGCCACUGAAUAUAUAUAUAUAUAGUAUACAUAAUUAUAUAUAUUAUAUAUAUAUAUAUAUAUAUAUAUAUAUGUAUAUAUGCGGGUUAUUGUUUGUUUCUUAUGGUGCUUUGGCAAACCUGCCAGUUGAUAAAACCAAUAAACCACCGUCACUCUGGG